AUGAAGUGGUCUCCCAUGCGUCCGUCUCUAGAUCACCGCUAUCUUUCACCCAAUGUUAUAUAUAGAGCCAAGUAUAGAGCCAAGUAUAGAACCAAGUAUAGAACCAAGUAUAGAACAAAGGACAGAGCCAACUAUAGAACCAAGGAUAGAGCCAGGUAUAGAACCAAGGAUAGAGCCAAGUAUAGAGCCAAGUAUAGAGCCAAGUAUAGAACCAAGGAUAGAACCAAGGACAGAGCCAACUAUAGAACCAAGGAUAGAGCCAAGUAUAGAACCAAGUAUAGAACCAAGUAUAGAACCAAGUAUAGAGCCAAGUAUAGAACCAAGUAUAGAACCAAGUAUAGAGCCAAGUAUAGAACCAAGUAUAGAACCAAGUAUAGAGCCAAGUAUAGAACCAAGUAUAGAACCAAGGAUAGAACCAAGUAUAGAACCAAGGAUAGAACCAAGUAUAGAACCAAGUAUAGAACCAAGUAUAGAGCCAAGUAUAGAGCCAAGUAUAGAACCAAGUAUAGAACCAAGGACAGAGCCAACUAUAGAACCAAGGAUAGAGCCAAGUAUAGAACCAAGGAUAGAGCCCAGUAUAGAGCCAAGUAUAGAACCAAGUAUAGAACCAAGGACAGAGCCAACUAUAGAACCAAGGAUAGAGCCAAGUAUAGAACCAAGUAUAGAACCAAGUAUAGAACCAAGUAUAGAGCCAAGUAUAGAACCAAGUAUAGAACCAAGUAUAGAGCCAAGUAUAGAACCAAGUAUAGAACCAAGGAUAGAACCAAGUAUAGAACCAAGGAUAGAACCAAGUAUAGAACCAAGUAUAGAACCAAGUAUAGAGCCAAGUAUAGAACCAAGUAUAGAAUCAAGUAUAGAGCCAAGUAUAGAACCAAGUAUAGAACCAAGUAUAGAGCCAAGUAUAGAGCCACGUAUAGAACCACGUAUAGAACCAAGUAUAGAGCCAAAACCAAGUAUAGAGCCAAGUAUAGAGCCAAGUAUAGAACCAAGUAUAGAACCAAGUAUAGAGCCAAGUAUAGAACCAAGUAUAGAACCAAGUAUAGAGCCAAGUAUAGAGCCAAGUAUAGAACCAAGUAUAGAACCAAGUAUAGAACCAAGUAUAGAAGCAAGUAUAGAGCCAAGUAUAGAAUCAAGUAUAGAACCAAGUAUAGAGCCAAGUAUAGAGCCAAGUAUAGAGCCAAUUAUAGAACCAAGGAUAGAGCCAAGUAUAGAACCAAGUAUAGAGCCAAGUAUGGAGCCAAAGAUAGAGCCAAGUAUAGAGCCAAUUAUAGAACCAAGUAUAGAACCAAGUAUAGAGCCAAGUAUAGAGCCAAGUAUAGAGCCAAGUAUAGAACCAAGUAUAGAGCCAAGUAUAGAACCAAGUAUAGAACCAAGUAUAGAACCAAGUAUAGAAUCAAGUAUAGAACCAAGUAUAGAGCCAAGUAUAGAGCCAAGUAUAGAGCCAAUUAUAGAACCAAGUAUAGAGCCAAGGAUAGAACCAAGGAUAGAGCCAAGUAUAGAACCAAGUAUAGAACCAAGUAUAGAGCCAAGUAUAGAACCAAGGAUAGAGCCAAGUAUAGAACCAAGGAUAGAGCCAAGUAUAGAGCCAAGUAUAGAAUCAAGUAUAGAACCAAGUAUAGAGCCAAGUAUAGAACCAAAGAUAGAGCCAAGUAUAGAGCCAAGGAUAGAACCAAGGAUAGAACCAAGGAUAGAGCCAAGUAUAGAACCAAGGAUAGAACCAAGUAUAGAACCAAGGAUAGAGCCAAGUAUAGAACCAAGGAUAGAGCCAAGUAUAGAGCCAAGUAUAGAAUCACGUAUAGAACCAAGUAUAGAGCCAAGUAUAGAACCAAAGAUAGAGCCAAGUAUAGAGCCAAGGAUAGAACCAAGGAUAGAACCAAGGAUAGAGCCAAGUAUAGAACCAAGUAUAGAGCCAAGUAUAGAACCAAAGAUAGAGCCAAGUAUAGAGCCAAGGAUAGAGCCAAGUAUAGAGCCAAGUAUAGAGCCAAUUAUAGAACCAAGUAUAGAGCCAAGGAUAGAACCAAGGAUAGAGCCAAGUAUAGAACCAAGUAUAGAACCAAGUAUAGAGCCAAGUAUAGAACCAAGGAUAGAGCCAAGUAUAGAACCAAGGAUAGAGCCAAGUAUAGAGCCAAGUAUAGAAUCAAGUAUAGAACCAAGUAUAGAGCCAAGUAUAGAACCAAAGAUAGAGCCAAGUAUAGAGCCAAGGAUAGAACCAAGGAUAGAACCAAGGAUAGAGCCAAGUAUAGAACCAAGGAUAGAACCAAGUAUAGAACCAAGGAUAGAGCCAAGUAUAGAACCAAGGAUAGAGCCAAGUAUAGAGCCAAGUAUAGAAUCAAGUAUAGAACCAAGUAUAGAGCCAAGUAUAGAACCAAAGAUAGAGCCAAGUAUAGAGCCAAGGAUAGAACCAAGGAUAGAACCAAGGAUAGAGCCAAGUAUAGAACCAGGUAUAGAGCCAAGUAUAGAACCAAAGAUAGAGCCAAGUAUAGAGCCAAGGAUAGAACCAAUGAUAGAGCCAAGUAUAGAACCAAGUAUAGAACCAAGUAUAGAGCCAAGUAUAGAGCCAAGUAUAGAACCAAGGAUAGAGCCAAGUAUAGAACCAAGGAUAGAGCCAAGUAUAGAGCCAAGUAUAGAAUCAAGUAUAGAACCAAGUAUAGAGCCAAGUAUAGAACCAAAGAUAGAGCCAAGUAUAGAGCCAAGGAUAGAACCAAGGAUAGAACCAAGGAUAGAGCCAAGUAUAGAACCAAGGAUAGAACCAAGUAUAGAACCAAGGAUAGAGCCAAGUAUAGAACCAAGGAUAGAGCCAAGUAUAGAGCCAAGUAUAGAAUCAAGUAUAGAACCAAGUAUAGAGCCAAGUAUAGAACCAAAGAUAGAGCCAAGUAUAGAGCCAAGGAUAGAACCAAGGAUAGAACCAAGGAUAGAGCCAAGUAUAGAACCAAGGAUAGAACCAAGGAUAGAGCCAAUUAUAGAACCAAUGAUAGAACUAAGGAUAGAACCAAGGAUAGAAACAAGGAUAAAACCAAGGAUAGAGCCAAGUAUAGAACCAAGGAUAGAACCAAGGAUAGAGCCAAGUAA
Molecule: messenger RNA, 3069 nt
Organism: Biomphalaria glabrata
Lineage: Eukaryota; Metazoa; Mollusca; Gastropoda; Planorbidae
Product: adhesive plaque matrix protein-like
Exons: 3
Coding region: 1-3069 (1022 amino acids)
Source: RefSeq, a predicted model, not a curated record